AUGGCCUCCCACCAGCAACGCCACACCGCCGCCACCACCACCACCGCCACGACCACCACACCACCAGCACCACUACUACCAACACCGCCACUGCCACCGACGUGGAGGCACUGCACCUCUCUCACAGUUUUCGCCACUUUUUCGCACGGCCCUCGCCCACCUCCGUCACAUACAUAUUCCGUGGAGCAGCCAGCGUUUGCGCGCACCUUCGUUUCACUCGACGGUCGUUGCCGGAAUAGGCGCUGCACCACCGCCGCCGCCGUGGACGCUGCUGCUGCUCCCGUUGCCGCUAAUCCACUACUGACUGCCCGUACCUGUCGUUCCAACACGCACGACCGCGAUCGGGGGAUCGCUCGGGCUCGACUGCCGCACGACGAUCUGACUUCGGCCAUCUUCGGAACGCCUCGGCGGUUUACGCUCACUUUCCGCGCAGGGACGACGAUAUCGUGGGCGCAUCAAGCGCCCCGUCCCCGUUUCCUCUCGAAUGACUCAUGUGCCACACUGACGACAUAUGGACACAUUGCCACGUGA
Molecule: messenger RNA, 531 nt
Organism: Eufriesea mexicana
Lineage: Eukaryota; Metazoa; Arthropoda; Insecta; Hymenoptera; Apidae
Exons: 4
Coding region: 1-531 (176 amino acids)
Source: RefSeq, a predicted model, not a curated record